Messenger RNA from Prorocentrum cordatum, 721 nucleotides. Lineage: Eukaryota; Dinophyceae; Prorocentrales; Prorocentraceae. The record is from the annotation of a GenBank genome assembly.
GUCGGCGCCCUGUUUCCCCUGCUGUGCGGCGUCACCCUCGCCGCGGAGGAGGCAUGCAGCUUCGAGCAGAUGACCUUCCCGCUUCGAGGCUUCAGCGACCACGAGGUCGAGUUUGGCGGUUUGAAGCGGCGAUAUGUGCUGUACGCCCCACGAAACCGGGGGGACCCCGCCGUGCCCCGGCCCCUGCUGAUCCUGGCGCCGGACGACGGCCUCAGCCCGCAGGAGCAGGUGCACAUGGCCGGCCUGGUGGGCGAGGCAGAGAAGGGCUUCUUCGCCUUCGUCGCGCUGGAGGGCCUGCACACAGAGGCCAUGCCCGGGAGGAGGGAGGCCGGCGUCGUCGUAGACGGGGCCGCGUACACCCAGGCGGUGCUCUCCCAGGUCGGCCGCCUCCUCUGCCUCGACGCCGCCCGCGUCAGCUGCGCCGGCUUCGGCGCUGGCGGGCGCCUCUGCGCCGCCGCCGCCUCGGAGCUGCGCGGCCUGGUGGCGGCCAUCGCGCUGGUCGCGGGGCUGGACUACCCCGAGCCUGACCACGCGGGCGGCCCCGUCAGCGUGCUCGCCUUCCACGGGCUGAAGGACCCAGUACACCCCUUCGAGGGCCAGGGGGAUCUCCAGUCGAUACCGGACGCCGCGGAGGCGUGGGCGAAGUUCAAUAGCUGCACCAGCACGGAGGAGGAGGAGGGGCUGCAGGACGGGGUGACCGUAGUCCGCCACACUGGCUGCC